AUGUACCACCUCGCCAAGGGCCUGUAUCUCUACGCGACCAGCAAAGAAGAGUACUCCGUCAUCCUCCUGGGCCUCGAUAAUGCCGGCAAGACCACGUUCCUCGAACAAGUCAAGUCCAUGUACCUCCCCAACGGGCCGGAACCAAAGCUCAAGACCGUGCCGACCGUCGGCCAGAAUGUCUCGACAAUAACCUUGCCCGACAUGUAUAUGAAGCUAUGGGAUGUCGGGGGCCAGCUGUCCCUUCGCAAUCUCUGGCAAAGCUACUACGCCAGCUGUCACGCCAUCGUCUUCAUCAUCGACAGUACGGACAUCGGCGACGGGUCGCUCGAGGACGAUGACAACGGCCGUCUGGAGGAGUGCAGACUUGUUCUCGAAGACGUGCUGCAGCAUUCGGAGACGGAAGGCGUGCCGCUGCUCAUUCUCGCGAAUAAGCAGGACAGGGAGGAUUGCGUCGAGACGAUUCGCAUCAAGGAAGGCCUGGUGAAGAAGGUCAUGGAGGGCGAUAAGGCGAGCAGUAUUCGCGAUUCCAGAGUAUUGUCGUUAAGUGCAUUGACUGGAGAUGGCGUAAGGGAGGCGGUGGAUUGGGUGAGGACAAGAGUGCAGUGGAAUAAGGAGUCGAGGCCGCCGGUGAUGAGAUGA
Molecule: messenger RNA, 639 nt
Organism: Metarhizium acridum CQMa 102
Lineage: Eukaryota; Fungi; Ascomycota; Sordariomycetes; Hypocreales; Clavicipitaceae
Source: RefSeq, a predicted model, not a curated record